AUGGCUAGACAUGUGAUACGAGAUGAGCACGUACAAGAGAAUGCUGAGAGUCUUCAUGCUUCACUAUCGGGGACUAGCAGUUUGGUGAAGGCUCAACACCCUGUCAUAUCAUCCAUGAUUCACCUUGUUUACCAGGCAAGGAACAUGAACAUAUUUGAGAAAGUAGAAGUGCGGAAUCGACCUCUGCGAUCGGAGAAAUUAACAACGAGCACUUCGCUUGCAGCGGAGGCUGCCGCCAGAGAUGGGUCUGCGGCCGGGAGGUUCUGGAUCGCCUGCCAGGAGGAGGCGGUGUUCGCGUUGUAUACUCCUUUUAUGGUGUGCCUGGCGGCGGGGAAGCUGGGUCUAGACGUCUUCCGCAACUACAUUGCCCAGAAUGCGCGCUUGCUAAAGGCCUUCGCUCAAGCCUACCAGAUGGCGGAAGGAUAUGCGGAUGACGAUGAAUCCAAGGCUGUAUUCAAACAAUUGAGGAUUUCUGUUCUUAAAAGACUUACAAUGAAUGAUUCAGUAUCCCGAGAAUGGGGAAUUGCCACCAGACAAGAGGUAAUUCCCAAUUCUGCAACACUGAAGUAUACUGAAUUCCUGCUUGAAACUGCUGCUGGAAAAAUUGAAGGGGGGAAAGGUUCUCUUUUAAUAGACACUCCCUUUGAGAAGACCAGAAUUACAGCAUAUACAGUUGGUGCUAUGACUCCUUUCACCAGACUUGUUGCUUAUUUAGCCAAAGAACUUCAUUUCCAUUUGAAACACAAAGGAAAUGAUCAUCCGUGCAAGAAAUGGAUCGACAUAUAUGCCUCUGCAAGUUUUGAGGCAUCUGCUGUGCAAAUAGAACAGUUGUUAGAUAAACUGAGUGUUUCACUGACGAGUGAGGAACUUGCAAUUGUUGAAAAGCUUUACCGUCAAGCUAUGAAACAUGAAAUUGAAUUCUACAGUUCUCUUCCAAUUGUCCAACCUGCAUUGGUUCCAUUGCUGAAAGUGCAUGAUCUGACUCACCACCUGGUUAUCUUUUCUGAUUUUGACUUGACAUGCACUGUGAUUGAUUCUUCUGCUACGCUAGCAGAGAUUUCUAUCUCAAUUUCAUCCAGGGCCAGUCCAAGUGGAACUGAUGAUGAUAAUCAGAAUGCUCAGGUGUCAUCAUCUGAUGUGAGGACUGCCUGGGAUGCUAUUGCGAAGCUGUAUACUGAGGAAUUUGGGCAAUGUAUUAAAAGCAUAGUUCCAUCAGAACAGGCUAAGACAUUAGAUUAUGAAAGCCUAUACAAUAACCUUGAGCAGAUUUCCGUCUUUGAAAAAAGAGCAAAUUCUAGGGUUAUAGAGUCAGGGUUGCUAAAAGGAAUAAGCUUAGAAGACAUAAAAAGAGUUGGGGAGCUUUUGGUCCUCCAAGAUGGCUGUAAAGAUUUUUUCCAGGAGUCUGUAAAGAUGAAAGAAAAAUUCAAUGCUGAUUUUCAUAUACUGUCAUGUUGUUGGUGUGCAGAUCUUAUGAGAUCAGCCUUCUCCUCAGUUGGUUGUUUGAAUGCUUUGAACAUACACUCUAAUGAGUUCAUCUACGAGGAAUCAAUUUCAACAGGAGAAUUUGUGAGGACAAUUGAGUCCCCCACGGACAAUGUUGAGACAUUCAGAAACAUAUUAGCCAACCUUGGUAGCAGUAAACAGCCUUUGUCCGUCUUCAUCGGAGAUUCAAUUGGUGACUUGCUGUGCUUGCUGGAAGCGGAUGUUGGAAUCAUCAUCGGUUCUAAUUCAAGCUUGAGGAAAGUUGGGGAGCAAUUUGGUGUAUCUUUUGUUCCACUUUAUUCUGGUCUGAUAAAGAAACAAAGUGAAGUCGCUGGUGAGGACUCCCUUGUUUGGAAGGGACUAUCCGGUGUUCUCUACACAGCAUCGAGCUGGACUGAGAUUCAUGCCUUUCUUUUUGGGGCCUAAGUUUUUUUUCUCCAGAUGGCUCCUCCUUUCAACUUGAAUGAAAAGGGAGUUCAUGCAGAGGCCUUUCAUCAUGCUCAGGCAACUUUUUUUAUUCGCCGUGCAUCCUCUCUAACAUCUCUUACAAAACUACGACACUCACAAAUGUUCAUUUUUCUUUUAAGAUUAGGAUCAACUUUACACAG
This is a messenger RNA of Zingiber officinale, 2090 nucleotides long. Its product is annotated as bifunctional TH2 protein, mitochondrial-like. The record is from RefSeq and is a predicted model, not a curated record. Gene Ontology annotation, cellular component: cytosol. The transcript is spliced from 8 exons. The coding region runs from base 1 to 1908 and encodes 635 amino acids. NCBI's taxonomy places the organism in Eukaryota, Viridiplantae, Streptophyta, Magnoliopsida, Zingiberales, Zingiberaceae.